AUGAGUCCAAUCUCGCAACCGCUUAAGGCGUUUUCUACAAAUGUCCUCACGAAGCGCGUGGUUGACAGGCCUACUAAUCCUGAUGGCCUCGUCCUCGAAGCAUGGGCGCAAGGAUACAUGGUCGGAUCUCUCAUCAUUAUGGCUUGUAUCACCCUUGCAAACAUGCGACAGGGUGUGAUACUCCACAAGCUCAUUCUUCUUGAGUUGAUUCUCGGCAUCUGGCAUGGCUUCUGGAUAUUCUUCCACAACCCAAUCUACGCUUGGUGGCUAUCAGUCAGUGCCAUAUUUCUCAACAUUUCCUGGUCACUGCACAACGUCAUUGCGUGGAUGAAGAUCAAGCCGUUCUUAUCAACGCCAGUGAGCUGGAUAUUUAUUGGCACAGUCGUCCUGGUGCAACCAUAUUGGGUCCUCGAAAUCUACGCGAACUUUGCCUACUUCCAUAAUAUCAACACGAUUUUCUUGAAAACACGUCCCUGGGAGGCACUCUGCAGGGAUCCAUGGUGGAUUUUUACCACUGUUGCCCUUUUCUGGAACAUCAAGGUCCGCUAUGAGAUGACCUUCAAAGAGAUCAUUCGAAUUUCACCACGCUUUGGCAUUAUGCUGGGAGCUAUGCUUCUCAGUAUUAUCUUUAUAAUUCUGGACAUCUGCUCGGUGACGGACGCCUUCAAAUCAACUCUUCCUGUCGGCAUCAACCCGUUCUGGAAAUUGAGCUUUGUCUUCAAAUGCCUCACAGAUUCGGUAGUACUGGACGAUUUCAAGACUGCACUGGACAGAUUGAGGGCAUUCAAAAUUAGUCGUCUCGGAAGUUUUUCUCAGGACACGACCGAUCGGCGUGCCCGCAACGAUGGAGCCCUUGUCCACACCUGGGAAGAAAUGGCCACCGAGGCAAAUGCACGGCCAGCAAUGCCCAGUCCAGAUGGCGAUUACGUCCAGCACAAUCACUUUCCAGGCUUCAAACUAUGCCGAAAGCACAGAGAACACAGAGAACACAGAGAACACAAAGACUCCGUAGUCGUACCUGAACAACAACAUCGCGAUUCCUCCAGUAAGAGCUUGAGGCCUGAAGAUAUCGUGCCAAGCGCACUUGAAGACCUCCCAAUCAGAUCCGUGGAGCACGCAUGCGUUGCCGAAAAGAGACCACCAGACUUCUGGGUGAGCCUGCGAGAUGAAGGACACUUGGCUGAAGAAAGUGAUUACGCCCAGGCGCUGAGAGAGGUCGAAGGCCAGAGCCCUCCAGCGAGCCCGUCAAGAAAGUCUUUUCCACGUCGGUCCCGAUCACCUUGA
Lindgomyces ingoldianus is the source of this 1284-nucleotide messenger RNA. RefSeq lists its product as uncharacterized. The transcript is spliced from 4 exons. Lineage: Eukaryota; Fungi; Ascomycota; Dothideomycetes; Pleosporales; Lindgomycetaceae. The record is from RefSeq and is a predicted model, not a curated record. Bases 1 to 1284 code for a protein of 427 amino acids.